Molecule: messenger RNA, 4228 nt
Organism: Pelodiscus sinensis (Chinese soft-shelled turtle)
Lineage: Eukaryota; Metazoa; Chordata; Testudines; Trionychidae
Gene: STYXL2
Product: serine/threonine/tyrosine interacting like 2
Biological process (GO): protein dephosphorylation; negative regulation of MAPK cascade
Cellular component (GO): cytoplasm
Molecular function (GO): MAP kinase phosphatase activity; protein tyrosine/serine/threonine phosphatase activity
Source: RefSeq, a predicted model, not a curated record
CCCAGCAUGGGAAGAGUUAAAAGUGUGACCAAGUGCUAUCUAUGAGACACUGAAUUCCUUUCCUAUGUGACUCAGCAGCCAGUAUGGGGCAGACCCUAUAUUUAGAAAACUGCUAAAGGUUUGCUGCUGACAGUUGUCCUGCCCCUUAGAGAAGAAGCCGCGGUGAGAGAGGAAGGGUGGCUGAUCUCUCGCACUAGCUGUGUCCCCUGUCAGGUUUUCUGCCCCAUCCACUGGACUCAGUCGCUGUGCCUCAGAUAACGAGUGACCAUUCUGCUGUCAGGAGAGCUCAAGACACAGAUGGCAGAUAUCUCCUUAGAGCAGGCCAUGGCAAGCAGCAAGGACUCAGACAGCGAGCAAGUGGUACCAGACGAAGAGGACAGACCAGAUGUGAAGACAGUGCAGGCUCGCUACCUCCGCAGUCCCUCCCCCAGCCGGUAUUCAGUGGUAUCAGACACAGACACAGAAAGCAUUUUCAUGGAGCCUAUCCACCUGUCCUCUGCGGUAGCUGCUAAACAGAUAAUCAGUGAAGAGCUGAAGACAAAGGAGGUCAAAGUGGAUUCAGAAUGUCUGGGGAUGUUGGAGUCUGCAGAGCAGCUGCUGGUGGAGGACCUGUACAACCGAGUGAAAGAAAAGAUCGAUGACACCAGCUUGUUCAACACACCGUGCGUGAUGGACUUGCAGAGGGCACUUAUGAAGGACAGGCUGGAGUCCCCCUGGGAUCCUGUGGAUGAAGUCUGGCCCAAUGUCUUUAUAGCAGAAAAGAGUGUGGCAGUGAACAAGGGCCGUCUGAAGAGGCUUGGGAUCACUCAUGUCCUGAAUGCAGCUCAUGGUACUGGGGUGUAUACAGGGCCAGAUUUCUACAAUGGUUUGAAUAUCCAGUACCUGGGCAUUGAGGUGGAUGAUUUUCCAGAUAUGGACAUUUCCAAAUACUUUCACCAGGCGGCAGAGUUCCUUGAUGAAGCACUGUUGACCUACAGAGGUAAAAUCCUGGUAAACAGUGAAAUGGGAAUCAGUCGCUCGGCUGUGCUGGUGGCUGCUUACCUGAUGAUCUUUCACCACAUGACCAUCUUAGAAGCCCUGAUGACUAUAAGGAAGAAGCGUGCCAUUUACCCCAAUGAUGGCUUUGUGAAACAGCUCAGGGAGCUCAAUGAGAAGCUGCUGGAGGAACGAGAGGAGGAAGAUGCUGGGGGUGAUGAUGACACAGCCAGCCAGAGUUCUGUCAUUGAAGCAGGGACCCAGUCCUUGCUGUCUGGAGUGGAGGUCUCUGAGAGUGUUAUGGGAGCCAAAGUGCACUCGAUCACGGUGGAAGAAGAGGAUACCACCAGCAUUCUGGGAAGUGUUAUGAGUUCUUCAUCCAUGGGAAAAUCUAGCUUGGUUUCCAAGCAGCCUACUCUCAUCAGUGAGGAGGAGGAGGAACAACUGUAUGAGGAAUGGAGACAGAAGCAAGGCCUGCCUGCAAGGGAACCACCAAAUCAAGAUGUGGAAAACAUACCUCCAAAACUUCCAGAUCAGGGAGGGGAAGAAUCUGAGGAGAAUGUGCAACAGAUGAUCCGAGAGUGGCAGAGUCGAAAUGCAAAAUAUGAAAAAGAAGGUUAUUGGCUAUCCAGGGAGGAGGAUGGAGCCUCUAACAAGGGAGAAAUGCCGUACCCUUCAAGUGAAUUGGGUGACACAGAGAGUGUGAGCAGCCUUGAUAUCCAAAUCUUGAAGCAACAACUGGAAGCCAGCAGCAUCAACAGGUUGAGGAGGGGUCGCACAGACUCUGUGUCUACAGAAAGCACCUGGGAUAUGUGGAACCAGAGACUGCUGGAGAUUGAGAAGGAAGCUGCUCACAGAUACCGUUCUGGGAAUAAAAGUGACAAUGACAACCCAGAACCAGGACCAGAAAGAACGGGCAGAGAUGUGGAUGAGGAGAGUGUUAUCUCAGACACCAGCUCCUUUUAUAACUUCUGCAAAAAGAACAAAGACAAACUGACCCCUCUUGAAAGGUGGAAGAUCAAGAGAAUCCAGUUUGGCUUUCACAAGAAGGAUGUAGACUCUUCUGUUCUUCCCAAGAUGGAAGAGGGAAGCCAACUAGGUGAGGAGGCAGCUGUCGCAGAAGAAGAGAGGGAUCUAUCGGAUGUUAGCCUGACAGCUUAUCAGGCCUGGAAAAUAAAACACCAGAAGAGGGUGGGCAGUGAGAACAAGGACGAUAUUGUGGAGUUUGCCAAGGGUGAAGAUUCUGCUUCAGCCAAAAGGAAGCAGAGGAGAGUGGAGCUACUUGAACAUUCAAAAAAGAUCCUGGAAGAAAGCCAGUCCCUAUGCGGCUGGGAGACAGAGAGCGCAAUGAGUGGGAGUAUCCCACUGUCAUCUCUUUGGCUCUCAGCACCUUCCAUAAAUGGUGUUGAGGAUUCAGCUUCUUUGCUGAGCAUGCAGAGCAACCAUUCAUCUUUAUCUCAGAACAAAAGCAGAGCUGGGGCUAUGCAACCCCAAAUGCCAGCCACACCUCUCCCCAACAUCUCAGUUGGUCCAAAUGCUGUGAUAUCCAUGGCCAGCAUUCAGAACUGGAUUGCCAAUGUGGUUAGUGAAACUAUUGCUCAGAAACAAAAUGAGAUAAUGAUGUUGUCCCGUCCGCCCUCCUCCUUGGCCUCCAGUGUGAAGUCAGGUGACCUUGGCAGAUGCCUUGAUGAUGACAAGGCCUCCCUUCACAGUGCACAGAGUGGCUUGUCUCUAGCAAGCUCUCUGCGCUGCCCGAGGGACGUGAAUGGUGUUGACACCCAGUCUGUUCUGUCUUCCAGUGCCUCAGUAAGUGAGAGGACAAGGGGAUCUAGCUCUAGCCUGAGGGUGACUCAAACAAGCAAGCCGCUGUACAGCCUCUUUGCAGAUGACAUUGACCUGAAAAAACUCAGCCGGAAGGAGAAGGAGAUGCAAAUGGAGAUGAGAGGGAAAAUGUCAGAUUAUCAAAUUGAAAAGCUUGUCAGAGACAACAAGCGUAGCACUUUAUUUAAGAAGAAGAAGGCCAAAGGAGAAGAUGAAGAAGAGAAAGUCGAAGAUGACAGAGUGAACACAAUAGGUGGCAUCCGGUACCCCUUCCAAACAGAUCCUGACAAAACUGAUACAGCUUCUUCUUACUCGGAUCAGUUUGCAAAUACUGGUGCCAUGAAUUCAGAGGUGGAGACCAAUAUUAAUAAGUGGCUCAGUGGCCUGAAAGAAGAAGGAAAUACAUCAUAUCAUGACCAUGCUGAAAAGGCUAAAGAGAAGUACAAUAGAUCAUCCACUCUCAGAGAGAUGAAUUCUGAAGCAUCCAGGUAUAGCUUCUCCAGAUCCCAAAGUGAAGAGGUGGACAGUUCUUCCUAUCUGUCCAAAGGUGAUUCACUGAGAACAACAUCAAGAUUUUCCUCUGCCUCUUCAAAGGAGGAUAAGGAGAUGUACAAGUUCACACGAAUGAAAGCCAGAGAGACAAUUUCUAGGGAAGAAAGCCCAGAGCCAUCCUAUGACUCUGAAUCCCCUGGAUCAUCAACGCAGAGUCGAGUCAGAUCCCGUCAUUUGGAAAAAUCUGAAGAGGAGUCUAGUUCCAACAUGUCAGAAUUUGGAGCAAAGAGAAAGUUUAUUCAGAGUUUUUCAAAGUCUGAAGAGGAUGGAGACAGAAAAGAGAAGGUGGAAGAAAGUGAAGAGAGGUUUGCAUCAAAGCAAUUUUCACGGUACAGACGAAGCACCCACAAGGAAGAAGAAGAAGAAAUGGAUGAUGAUGCCAUUAUUGCUGCCUGGAGAAGCCGACAAGAAGAAACUAAGGCAAAGCUCCGGCGAAGAAGAGAGGAAUGACUGAAGACAAAGUCAUAAAGACACCAUGAGGACUGAAGUGUUCGGCCCAGCAGGAGUCCCAGACACAAAUGUCUCAUCUGAAUAACUCAUCAUUAUAUUUAAGAUCAUCCUUCAUGAUUUUCAGGGCACUACCGAUGUCCUGCAGAAACUUUCUUCACCUUAAUUACCAGAAUAGGUCGAGGAAGGUUACCAAGAAGGCUAAGCAUUUGAAGUGGUUUUGGUUUGUCAAAAAGAAGACGCUUGUGCUAAAUCAUUAGCGUAGGUGUGAACAAAUCUUUAGGAGACAUUUGUAUCUGGAGAAUAUCUUAGUAACAAUAGCAGGUAAAGCUAUUCUGCCCUCUGGAACAGUACCCACCAGUCAAGAGUUUGGUCACAUCUUGUUUUGAUUAUUUCACUUUUCAGCAGUCAUUAAAGAGUCACUCUAGCAUUA